AUGGAUGGGCGGGACGAUGAAAGCGAUAAAGGAGAGGACGAGGAAGACAGUGAUGACGCACAGGCUGAAGUAGACAAAAGAGUGGCUCAGAUGCUAAAGAAUCAACAGCAAUACCUCCACAUGUGUAGUUCCUCCGCUCAAAUCCUGCAGUUUUUGUCCCAUCUAGUGCCAGCAAUUUCCGGACAAGUGAUGGGACUGGAAAGUGUCACAGAAGACAGCGAAGAGGCUUCAUCCAGGUCGGACUCCGCAUCAUCGACACAGUCACCUGCAACCUCAGAUGACAACACGG
Messenger RNA from Candidula unifasciata, 289 nucleotides. The record is from the annotation of a GenBank genome assembly. Lineage: Eukaryota; Metazoa; Mollusca; Gastropoda; Stylommatophora; Geomitridae.